AUGGAUCAAAUUGAAUUGGACCAUGUUACACAAGUCAUCGCCUAUCAUCCAAGUUAUUUGGAGCACUUUUUGAAGAUUCAAACAUUUAUUAUGUACGCUGAUGGACCAUUACCGAAUGAAUAUCGACACUACCUCGCAAUCAUAGCUGCUGCACGUCAUCAAUGCGUUUAUUUGGUGAAUUUGCAUAAGAAAGAGUUUCUCGAUCAGAAUGGGGAUCCGAACUGGUUGAACGGUUUAGAUUUUAUACCACCAAAACUGCGUGCCAUUUAUAAUAUAAACAAAAUACUUGCACACCGACCAUGGCUGCUGACUAAGGAACACAUCGAGCGCUUGACCAAAGGACCGAACAAUUGGUCAUUAUCCGAAUUAGUGCAUGCAAUUGUGUUGCUAUCCCAUUUUCAUUCGUUGUCAUCGUUUGUGUUUUCAUGCGGUUUAACACAAGAAUUGGAUCCAACAUCUAAUCAAAAAUACAGUAAAAAUGUGCAAAAACCAAGCGAUAUCUCAUCACCGCCAAAUCGAUUUCGUUCCAGUUUAAUUGGUCAACGUAGACAAGAGGUUAGUGUUGAUGCUUUGAUGCAGCGCAUGCGUUCAUUGUCUCUGAAGCAGGAUGAAUGCAGUGAAACUGAAUUAAACGAUCGCUUUAAAACGGUCGAAAUACAGGCACACGAAUUACCUGAUACCAUAAAAGAGUUAAUUAUCGAGAUACCCGAAAAUAUCAAUCAUUUCAUCGAUGAUCCAUUGUUUACAUAUCAAGAGUUUACACGACGUGGCGUCGAAAAUGUGCCGGGCACAUUCCGCGUACAAGAUUAUUCAUGGGAUGAUCACGGUUUUUCAUUAGUAAAUCGUCUAUACAACGAUGUUGGCGAUUUAUUGGAUUUGAAAUUUCGAUCUGCAUACAAUUUAACGUAUUUUACAAUGGCCGAUAAAACCAAUGUAGAUACAUCGAAAUUUCGUCGUGCCAUUUGGAAUUAUAUUCAAUGCAUCUAUGGCAUUAGACACGAUGACUACGAUUAUGGUGAAGUGAAUCAACUGUUAGAGCGGUCAUUGAAAAUAUUCAUCAAGACUGCAUGCUGUUUUCCGGAGCGCAUCACCAAGAAAGAUUACGACAGUAUUUUAACGGAAUUGAAACACAGUGAAAAGGUUCACAUAAAUUUAAUGAUACUCGAAGCCCGAAACCAAGCAGAACUAUUGUAUUCAUUGCGCGAAAUCAUGAGAUACAUGACGUGA
Molecule: messenger RNA, 1227 nt
Organism: Contarinia nasturtii (swede midge)
Lineage: Eukaryota; Metazoa; Arthropoda; Insecta; Diptera; Cecidomyiidae
Product: sestrin homolog
Exons: 9
Coding region: 1-1227 (408 amino acids)
Biological process (GO): positive regulation of macroautophagy; cellular response to L-leucine; negative regulation of TORC1 signaling
Cellular component (GO): nucleus
Molecular function (GO): L-leucine binding; oxidoreductase activity, acting on peroxide as acceptor
Source: RefSeq, a predicted model, not a curated record